Molecule: messenger RNA, 1194 nt
Organism: Lachancea nothofagi CBS 11611
Lineage: Eukaryota; Fungi; Ascomycota; Saccharomycetes; Saccharomycetales; Saccharomycetaceae
Source: the annotation of a GenBank genome assembly
AUGAGUCGUGAAGACCAGACAACAGAUACAGCGGAUAAUGCUCAUGAGAACAUUUCUUCUCUUGUAUCUCAAGAAACUCUCUCCUCUGCUAGUCCUUCUGCCUCUCUCGACCUCAUCUCGACGAGCGAAACUAUUCUCUCGCCUGCCCCCUUCGCGAGUACUCCAGACUCCCCUUCACUCCCCCCUCUAUCUAAAAGACAACAAACUGACUCUCCUCUCAAGAUCCGCGUCAAACAACUGUACCAGAAUGUGUCCGAUAUAUUUGCAUUUCUAGACAUCCCCAGGCCCCUUCUCUACGCCAUGUAUGGAACAGACUACAGGUACUUCAACUCGAACAUCUCUCUCGCCAAGAGGAACUGGUGUACCGGAUGUCUCAUGUCAGAGGUUACCUGUAUCUGCUGGGAUAACAGUGUGUCCGUUGCCAAGCUGGGCAGCGAUGUCAUGUGCGUUCUGCGAAUGAUAUACGAUGGCGAUCAGUUUGACAGCUGGUACAGGCGGUGUCAGAGUAUAGGGAUCCAGAAUUUGAUGGUUGAGUUUGGAGAGCAGAAGGACAUGCUGAGACGUCUAUUCAUGCAGCGCUAUUCGAACUACGUGGCGCUGGUGGAGAAGCAGGGUAUCAAGCGGGGAAAUCUAUUCUUACAUGGCACCGUUGCUGCUCAGACUAUGUAUAACAACACAUGGAACAGACUUGCCACGAGGCAGGCAGACGUACUGGUAUUCUUCGCCGAUGGUGGGAAAGUCGAGGCUUGUCCUGAAAUGUGGAAGUGCAGAAACAUACACGAUAUGCGUAGACUACUGGAGUCGCGGCGACAGAGAUAUGGAAAUCUGCCCUUGAUGAAAGAGUACGAGUAUCGCAUGGGGUAUCUCCUGGCGCAGUUUGAAAGUGAGGCGAUACGCAACUUUGUAUUUCAGAGUACCAGGGAUACGUACAUCAGGAAAGACAAAGGACAGAAGGUGGUGCAGCCGCUUACAUGGGAGCUGUUCCUCUUGAUGCAGUUUGCCUUGUUUCACGAUGAGGGUUAUCGGAGACGAGUGGAGGCUACAUUCCCAGAGCUUACCAGAACGAAUCUCUUUCCGCAUUGGCUUCGGAUGAUGUCCGUGCGUGUUGAUGUUCAAGCCAGAGGUGGGGCGGACUAUCGUUACGUGUAUUUCAUGGCGAGCAUGCUAUGGAGGAAGGAGUGCAAGAGUAUAUAG